This is a messenger RNA of Ichthyophthirius multifiliis, 1613 nucleotides long. RefSeq names its product vacuolar sorting protein, putative. The transcript has 7 exons. NCBI's taxonomy places the organism in Eukaryota, Ciliophora, Oligohymenophorea, Hymenostomatida. The record is from RefSeq and is a predicted model, not a curated record. Gene Ontology annotation, biological process: intracellular protein transport; vesicle-mediated transport. Gene Ontology annotation, cellular component: CORVET complex; vacuole.
CUGCUAUGAAAGAGUAAGGUGUAGAAUCUUUUAGUUUAAUAGAUACUAUAAAUUAUGAAGAAUUAGAUCAUAGUCAAAUAAUGAUUUUUGUUAGUUAAAAAUAAAAAAAUAUUGGACUAAUUCAUAAACUUUUAUAGAAAGAUAGCAAAAUAUAAUAAAAUAAAAAAUAUUUUUAUGUGAUAUUCUGGCCAAAAAUAAAUUAAUUGUAUUUAUAAACAUUAAAUAGUUAUAAAUCCUAAUAUUAUUCAUAAAUGGAAAUUUUAAAUUUUAAUUUUGAUUUUAUUCCUUUAGAUAAUGAUUUUUUAAGUUUGGAAUAAUAAGAUAGUUUUAAUAAUAUUUAUUUAGAAAAUGAUUAUUUUACCUAUUAGUAAGUUUCCGAAUCUAUUUAAAAACUUUAAAUUAUUUUUGGAAAAAUUCCUAAUAUUUUUUCUAAAGGGGAUGGAAUCAAAGCAAAUAUAAUAUUUAUUUUUUUAAAAAUUAAAUAAAAAAAAAAUAAAGAUUCUUCAUAAAGUUAAAUAGAAACUAUGAUUAUUAUUGAAAGAGGAAUCGAUUUUAUUACUCCAUUAUGUACUUAAUUAACAUAUGAAGGAUUAAUAGACGAUAAUUAUGAAAUUAAUGGAAAUAUUUUAAGAAUAGACUCUUCUAUUUUAGGAGGUGAAUAAGGAAAAACCUCUAGUUUAAGACUUUCAAGCGAAGAAAACUAAAUAUAUGAAAAUAUAAGAAACUAAUAAAUAACAUAAGCACGAAAAUAUUUAAACAAUCAAACUUUAAAAAUUCAAUAAUUAAAAUAAUAAAUAAACGAAUUAAAGAAAAAAGCCACAGCCGAGGAACUUGAAAAGUGUUUAAAACUAGUAAAUUUAAUGUAGAAAAAUUAAAAAAAUCUAGAAGAUAAUGUUAAUAUUUCUGUUAGUAUUAUUGUGAAAAUGAGAUCUAUUGAGUUUUAUAAAGAACUUUCAUUAGAGUAAAGUAUUUUAAUAGGCGCGAAUCAAAAUUAAACAUUUGAUUAUAUAGAAAAUAUAUGUGGACUAGGUGUUCCUAUUCUAAAACCUAUGAAAUUCUUAUGUCUAUAAUCUCUUAUAGAUAAAGGAAUUAAAUCUAAAUAAUAUGAUGAUAUUAGAAAAGAAUUAAUACAUGAAUACGGUAUUCAAUGUUUUCUUACUUUAUAAAAAUUAUAAUAAAUUGGAUUAAUUAAAAGAUAAGAUAAUUCUAAAAAUAUUUGGACUGAAUUAAAAGAUUCAUUUUAAUUAAUUAAUGAAGAAGUAGAUUCUGAAAAUCCUAAUGAUGCUUCUUAUGUGUAUUCUGGAUAUUGUCCUUUAUUGGUCAGAUUAGUAGAAUGCUGUAUUAAACAUUAAAGCUGGAAACCAUUUUAAAAAUAACUUAAAAUAGUUUAAGGCUUUUAAAAUUAUCCAGAACCUUAAUAAUAUGUAAAAUUAUAAAAUAAAAGCGCGAUUUUAGUUUAUGUUGUGGGGGGAAUUACUUAUGGAGAAAUCUCAGCUUUAAGAUAUGUAUCUUAAUAAUUAAAUAAAGAGAUUAUUAUAGCUACUACUAAUAGGAUUAAUUGUAAAAAAAUGCUAUAAGGAAUAAUUAAUCAUGGAUAUAAAUAAAAAGAUUGA